Molecule: messenger RNA, 191 nt
Organism: Amoebophrya sp. A120
Lineage: Eukaryota; Dinophyceae; Syndiniales; Amoebophryaceae
Source: the annotation of a GenBank genome assembly
AAAAAUCUCGCAUGCAUAGGUAGCAAAAGCUGCCCACUUUCUGUCACCAAAAUGGGGGAUUUGUCAUGCGGGUUCGGCAUUGCGCAAGCUUCUCGAAACCUGUGAUGCUAGAGCUUCCAUGCCAAACCUUCCGUGUCAUGCACAAACAGCAUGACUCUUCCAGACCCAGACAUUUUUACAUUUGAUAGUUG